This is a messenger RNA of Diorhabda carinulata, 1717 nucleotides long. RefSeq names its product cilia- and flagella-associated protein 251-like. NCBI's taxonomy places the organism in Eukaryota, Metazoa, Arthropoda, Insecta, Coleoptera, Chrysomelidae. The record is from RefSeq and is a predicted model, not a curated record. The transcript has 5 exons. Bases 1238 to 1546 code for a protein of 102 amino acids.
CGUGAUCUCACGUUAAUACAUAAAAUUGAUAAAAGUGUCGUAAGACGGCAUUUUGUUAAACUCAGAAUCAAGUAAAUUCCUCAAAAAAUAGCAUCGUGGAGUGGUGCUCAAGCAAUUAACAUAUAACCCUGACAUAAUUCUUUAUUAAGGAAUUUAAGGAAAAUAAGUUUAAUCAGACUAAGGGACGAGAAGAAUUAUUUGGCCUAGGAGCAACAAAACGCUAAAUACGGCCCUGAUUACAUUAUUUGUUUUUCGGAAAAUUUAAGAUACAUAAUACUCGUCCAUACCUAUCGAAGCACCCUCGUAUUAUUAGAGCUUACUUAUUGUUUUGAUUUUAAUUAAUUAGUUAUCUAUAUUUGAAUUGUAUCGUCGUCAGUUUACUAUUUAUUCAAAUACUGUUUUGAGAUUUCCGUUCUAUUUAUACAUUACAUUUCUGGUAGGAAGUUCUAAGCUAUAUAGCAGGAAGAGCAUUUAUACAGCUCACAGUAUAUUUUUACAAUCAUUGCCUAACCAGUUUAAAAUUGUAUUUAGAUUCAUUGAUUAUUCAUUAGAAUUAUUGAGAAAACAUUGUAUCUUAACAUUAUGAUUGAAAUUGAUAUUUUCAUUGCAGAUCGAUAUCUUUAUAACAUUACAUUUUUUGUUUUCCCGAAAAUUUUAGAUUUAAAAUAUACGUCCGUACUUAUCGAAUCACCCUCGUACAAUCACACUUGACAUAUUGCUUUGAUUUUGAUUGAUUAAUGAACCCUACUAUAUUUUAAUUGUAUAUGCAUGAUAUUUGAAUCAUAGUUUUCAGAUUUUCUUUUUAUUAUGAAAUCCGAUUUUCUAAAUACAUUUCUGGUUGAAAUGGAAAUUGGAGCUAUAUUUUACGAAGAGUGUGGCUAUAUACCUAACAGAAUGCUUUUAUAAGGAUGCAAAAUGCAUAACUAUUUUAAAAUAGAUCGAUCAUAUUUAGAUUGAAAAUUUGAAGUUCAAUGUUCUCAAUGCCCAGAGUUGCCAAAAUGCUGAGAUGUUCUUUUGCGCAACCGCCCUGUCGAUUCUCUUUGUUUGUCGUUUCAUUUGAAAUAUCCGUUAUUAGAGCUUGGAUUCUUUCACUGAUGCUGUUUGGUCAUUAAUCGACUGGAAGGUAGAGUGUAACAAGCUUGUGAGCCGGUUCGUCAUAAACAGAAGCCAAGCCAAGCUUUCUAUAUCAAUAUACAAAACAAAUUUUCUACACUUGUGGUGAAUUAAAAUAUUCAAAAUGUCUGAUGAAGAGGUACAAACCACCAAAAAAGGACGCAAACCUGCAGCAGAAACCACAAAACGUACUAAAAAGGAUACUAAAGCUGAUGCUGAAGAUGCUCCGGUGGUGAAAAGAGGUAGAGGUAGACCAAAAUCAACAGUGAAGAAAGACACAAAGAAAGAAACAAAAGAAAAAAAAGAGACAAAGGCCAAAACUAACGGAGUGAGCAAACGCGGUAGGAGGCGAAAGGAAGAAAAAGAAGAAUCAGCCGAAGAAGAAAACGGUGAAAAGAGCAGCGAAAAUGAGGAGGAGGAAGAAGACGAGUAAAUAUUUUCGAUUACUUAUUUGAUAUAUCAUUAAUUACUUGAUAUUAAAUGUAUGUAGGAUAAAUUAUAAAUUGUAUUUAGGGUAUUUUAGAAUAUAAUUCAUAAGAAGAAUACUCUGCAUCUCCUAUAAUUACAAUUUUCAAUAUUUCGCGUGACUUCUGUAUAACAGUAG